AUGCGAUCCCUCCUGGCGCUGAGCCUCGCCGCUUGGGUGGAGGCGGUGGAGGUCUUCGUGAUGCUCGGCCUGGAUACGGUGACCAGCUCCGGGGAAUUGAAGGAUCCCCAGGCCUUGAAGGGCCAGCUGCAGCAGCUGAAGGGCGGCAACGUGGACGGCGUCAUGGCGGACGUGUGGUGGGGCGCCACGGAGCCCAGUCCCAAGAGCUACAACUUCGACGCCUACAAGCAGCUGCUGGAGCUCUGCAAAGAGGUGGGUUUGAAGGCCCAGCUGGUGACCUCCUUCCACCAGUGCGGGGGCAACGUGGGGGACACCUGCAACAUCCCCCUGCCCUCCUUCGUGACCGGCGAGAAGGACAUUUGGUACAAGGAUCAGCACGGGCAUGAGGACAAGGAGUACAUCUCCCUCUUCGCCGACAACGUGACGAUCGCGGGCAGGACGCCUUUGCAGAUGUACAAGGAUUGGUUCGAUGCUCUGGCGCAGCUGGACAUGUCCAGUGUCGCAGAGAUCCAGGUGGGCAUGGGCCCGGCCGGGGAGCUGCGAUACCCGGCCUACCAGCUGUCGCAGUGGCAGUUCUGCGGGGUGGGGGCCUUCCAGUGCUACGACGCCCACGCGCUGAGGAGUCUGGCGGCCGCCGGGCAGGCGGCGGGGCACCCCGAGUGGACGAAGCCGCCCUCGGACGCCGGGGACUACAACAGCCGGCCCAACGACGCGGCCUUCUUCCAGGAGGGCUACAAGUCGGACUUCGGGCGGUUCUUCCUGAAGUGGUACUCCAGCCAGCUGCUGCAGCACGGGGCCGCGGUGCUGCAGCUGGCCAAGAGCUCCUUCGAGUCCUCGAAGGUGCGGCUGGCGGGGAAGGUGGCCGGCAUCCACUGGUGGUACAAGGCGCCCCACCACGCGGCGGAGCUCACCUCCGGCUACUACAACGCGGACGGCCAGGACGCCUAUGGCGCCAUCGCCUCCGUGUUCCAAGCCACCGGCGCGGGGGUGGACUUCACCUGCAUGGAGAUGGCGGACACGGAGCAGUCCGCGGACUGCGCCUCGGGGCCCGAGGAGUUGGUGAAGCAGGUGAUGUCGAGCACCUCCUCCCAUAGCAUCGCCCUGGGCGGGGAGAACGCCUUGCCCCGGUACGACGACACAGCCUACGGCAAGAUUGAGUCCUACAAGUCCGGCAUGGAGGUCUUCACCUAUUUGCGCCUGGGCAGCGACCUGCUGAACGGGGACAACUGGAGCCGCUUCCAGAACUUUGUGAACCAAAUGCACCAGGGUCUCAGUGUGGUGGCCUGGAUCCUGCAGUCCGGGGGCGUUGCGGCUCUCAGGGCAGGGGUCGCCCAGAGGCCUCAGCUGCUGGAGAACGGGGUCUGGACUGUGUGCGCCAUGCGAACGGCUUGGCUCGGAUCGGGCAGCGGCCCAUUUUGUGGGCUCAGGGAACACCCCGGGGGCAGCCGUUUGUCUCAAGUGUCCUCAUCCGAGCAUACUUGCUCAGUGCCGCUUCCGGGUAUGGAGACUGAGACUGCCACAGUGGCUGUUUCUCCUGAGCCGCUUCUACCACUAGCGCUUCCAGGGGAGCACAUGGAUCGACUGCAGCGGCUUGAUGCGAAUAUGGCACAGACAUCUGACUGGCAACACUUGCGGGCGAUUCUGGCAGAUAGCACGCCCUUUGUGCGCAACACUAUUUGCAAUGCGCUGCAAGAUGAGACGGCACGGUCCUUCCAAAAUGUGGCCGGGCAGUUUCAGGCUCUCCAAAACUUAAAGUCUGAGCUGCUGCAGACGCUGCAGUCUGAGGAUGCGGCCGCGCUUCACCAUUUGAUGCGGGACAUCCAUCCGUCCGACACGCAUGCUUUGCAGAGGGAGGCUGACGGCAUUGAUCAAGACGUGAGAGCUUUGCGGCUUGCUUUGGAGAACGAAGAUCGCCAGAGCUUGAAGAGUCGAGCAGUCCGCGUGAAGAACAAAGCCAAGCGCUUCCGGGACAAGUGUGCAGAGCUGCCCGAGCUGGACAGAUUGCAGCGCAAGUUGGAAGAUCUGUGUCGGGAGAGUGCAGAUGGAGCAGCAAGAUCCGAUACCCUGAUGGCUGAGACCAGACUCAGACACGGCUGGUGGGUGUGGCUCUUGAUGGAGGUCCAGUGCCUUGUGGCACGUGCUGGUUGUGUGCUCACAGUCGCGGCUGGUGCAGUGGCGUUCGGCCCGGUGGCAUCCGUGGCAGCUCAGCGGAGCACGAACAGCCACGCACUCGCAGCUGCGUACAGCGCCCUAUCGAUGGCCAAAACAUUUGCCGCGUCAAAAUCAGCCGAGGCUGCUGCAGCAGCAACUGUAGCAGCCCAGGCAGCAGCCCAGUCCACGGCGGCUGCAGCAGCUGCGAAAGCUGCCGCUACCUCUGCUGCCGCUGUGCAGGCAUCAGGUUCGGGAGUUGCAGGUGCAGCAGUGGCUGCAACAACUGGUGCUACAGCUGCGGCUGCAACCACUGUUGCUGGCGUGGGAGCUCCUGCCGCGACGUUUAUGGGGUCAGAGAUGCUUGGCGGCGUUGCAGUGUCGCUUGGGCUGCUUCCAACGCCUGCGGCUCCUGUGGGAAUUGUGCUGGGAGUUGGCGCAGCUGCAUCUGCGGCCGCAGUUGUGUUGUGGCAUUGCAUGCAGCCUGCAGCCGCGGCAGAAAUUUCUGCGACAGCUGCUCAAUUGGCUGCUGAUGCAAGCGCGGCAGCAGCGGCAGCAGAGCAAGCACAGCACUUUGCCUUUACGGCCGUUGCAGCUUCGUCAGGUGCGGCAGACAGCGUUACGAAUGCUGCAGGCACUGUAGCCUCAUUGACAUCUGCGACCUCUUUGCACAGUAUCUUCGCUUCCCUAUCAACUGGCCUCAUGUCAACGUGCUUCGCACCGCUGAUCACCUGUGCCGGUCUUUUCCUGGCGCUGGCUCUGCUGGGGUACGUGGGUUGCGAUCUCGUGAAGAGGCUGUUAGCGGAGUUGUUUGCCGCGGAGAUUCAACAGCAUGAAAGGGCCAAGGACGAGUUCCAGCGCAUGGCGCAGGUUGUUGACGAGGCUGCGAAGAAGCUCAAGACUGUAUACAUAAAGGAAUUGAAUGAGGCCCUUUACCAGAGCUUGGACUCGGUGGUAGCAGUUGCUCAAACGAUUGCUGCAGACGCGGAAGAUGCACAGGCCCUGCUGCCUGAAUCUGAAGAGAUGAAUGCCGAGAUGUUGAGCUUGAAGGAACAAGUCGACGAGCUUUGCUCAUUGUAUGAACGAGUCCCCGAAGCCAUUUCGGAGUUGGUGGUUUCCCUGCGCGAGCUUGAGCCGGCAGCGCGCCAGCUUGUGGACGAGUGCCCAAGGUCCUUCGAGCCUCCUACCCGCAUUCCCAUCGCAGUGCCAGCCAGGGCCACGGAAGACACCCUGGCUCUAAUCAACCCAGCAUCGCCCAGGGCAGACGAGGACUGGAUUUUCAUCGAGUCUCCACCUGUUGUCACCCUUGCUGGACCUGUGUCUCCACCUCCCACCGAUUCCGUGCCGUCCAACACCUACUUUCUGGUGCCAGUGGAGAUGGUCGAAAGACUUGGAGCCAUUUAUGCGGCCGGCCCGAACGGGAAUCGCUUGAUGGGUGUGCAACGCCGAGCUCAGGCCCUGCGACUCAUGGCGAGGUUCUCUGUGGGUGGAGAAGAGCAUCGCUUCACGGCCAAUCAUCAGCUCCGUGUUCGGAGGUCAGGGUCUUGGAUCCAAGAGCAAGCGUCAAAUCUCCGGGUGGGCGACAUCAUCACCACUUCGAAUGGUUUAGAACCAGUUGAGUCCAGUCCGACUAGCCGAGUCAACGUUGAAGAGGUCUACCGCCUUGAGAUCCAGGAUGCACGCCACACGCCUGAGGUGUACGUGUUCACUCCCAGUCAAAACGGGGAUGGCCAGCUGCACUGGGGUGGUGUUGCUGUCUUGAGCAGCUUGGAGGACCCGGAGCACCACGAAGCCGUGAGGAGCUCUUCUGCCCCACCCCGCCUGAGGGAUCUGGACGGCCUCCCCUCGCAGGGUUCCCGGCAUUGCAGGGGCCCAGCCCGUUGCACCAACGUCUGCCGAAGGUUCCGCCGGGGCUCCUGCGCGGAAGGCCGAGACUGCCGAUUCUGUCACCUAGCCCACCCUGAGGAGCCCAGGCGGGCAGCUAGGGGAGCGCGAGAUGGGCAGAGCAGUCAGAGCAGCCAAAGCAACUGAGUCGACAAAAGAUCCUUGAAAGUAGAACAUGCGGUCUGUUCCUUCAUCAUCCUUUGGUACUUCAGCUAGUUUCAAACCCUCCAUGUUGGUUGAACGCAGUCCUCUCAGGUUGCUCUUUAGUCAAUGCGCGUUUUGAAUGGAGCAUGCGGCACUGCCAUGGCUGGAACGAGCGCUGCUCGAUGUGCCAUGUCAUGUAGUCUGCAUGAUGCAUGAAUACGGUCAGCAUGAAUGAUCAUGACAUGUGCACGCACCAUGCUGACAUUGGCAGAACGCCGUCAAAUGUUUCUUUGUUUGAACAAUCGCAUCAUGACCGUCAUAGCCGAUGCUUGCUAAUGCACGACCACAUCUAUCUUUUACUUAAGUUGUGUCGUUGCUGCCCAGCAAUUCAUCUUACAGCUCAACAGAUCACACCCCCAGCUAGCAGGGACCGAGCGCCGCUCGACUGCUGACUGGGGCUCUUCAUCCGCUCGGGCUAGAUGACAGCAUCCUGCGGCAA
Molecule: messenger RNA, 4675 nt
Organism: Effrenium voratum
Lineage: Eukaryota; Dinophyceae; Suessiales; Symbiodiniaceae
Source: the annotation of a GenBank genome assembly